Messenger RNA from Sabethes cyaneus, 1131 nucleotides. RefSeq names its product actin, muscle-like. The transcript has 2 exons. Lineage: Eukaryota; Metazoa; Arthropoda; Insecta; Diptera; Culicidae. The record is from RefSeq and is a predicted model, not a curated record. Bases 1 to 1131 code for a protein of 376 amino acids. Gene Ontology annotation, biological process: mitotic cytokinesis.
AUGUGUGACGACGAUGCAGCUGCACUUGUUGUUGAUAACGGUUCCGGGAUGGUAAAAGCCGGAUUCGCCGGUGAUGACGCCCCGCGAGCUGUUUUCCCCUCGAUAGUUGGGCGUCCUCGGCAUCAGGGUGUGAUGGUCGGUAUGGGGCAGAAGGAUUCGUAUGUUGGUGAUGAAGCGCAAUCCAAGAGAGGUAUUCUCACUUUGAAAUAUCCAAUUGAACAUGGCAUCAUUACCAAUUGGGAUGAUAUGGAAAAAAUCUGGCACCAUACUUUCUAUAAUGAGCUACGUGUGGCCCCAGAGGAACACCCAGUGCUACUGACCGAAGCUCCCCUAAACCCCAAAGCAAAUCGAGAAAAGAUGGCGCAAAUUAUGUUUGAAACAUUCAACUCCCCAGCUAUGUACGUUGCCAUUCAGGCUGUCCUCUCACUGUAUGCUUCGGGACGUACGACUGGCAUUGUGUCGGAUUCAGGAGAUGGUGUUUCUCAUUCUGUUCCCAUCUUUGAGGGUUAUGCUCUGUCACAUGCAAUUCUCCGACUGGACUUAGCCGGUCGUGAUUUAACCGAUUAUCUUAUGAAAAUUAUGACGGAGCGUGGCUACGCGUUUACCACAACUGCUGAGCGCGAAAUCGUGCGUGACAUUAAGGAAAAACUGUGUUAUGUUGCUUUGGAUUAUCAGCAUGAGGUAGCCACUGCUGCCACGUCUUCUGCCUUGGAUAAAUCCUACGAAUUGCCCGACGGUCAGGUUAUUACCAUCGGUGCCGAGCGUUUCCGAUGCCCUGAGGCACUUUUCCAACCUUCAUUCUUGGGUAUGGAAAUUUGCGGCGUUCACGAAACAGUAUACAAUGGCAUCAUGCGUUGUGAUGUGGAUAUUCGUAAGGACCUGUACGCUAACAUUGUGCUCUCGGGUGGAUCGACCAUGUAUCCGGGUAUUGCCGAUCGGAUGCAAAAGGAAAUCACUGCCCUGGCACCAUCCACCAUCAAAAUCAAGAUCAUUGCCCCACCAGAGCGUAAAUAUUCCGUUUGGAUUGGUGGUUCCAUCUUGGCCUCCUUGUCCACCUUCCAGUCGAUGUGGAUUUCCAAGCAGGAAUAUGACGAGUCCGGUCCUACCAUUGUUCAUCGCAAGUGCUUCUAG